AUGAGUAGAUCAGGAGGCGUCGUUUGGCUGAAGACGGUGGUUCUGCUGGUGGUGGCAGCAGCGAUGUUAACAUCCGUGAGCUGUAGAAGUACGGUGUGUCACCUGAUCGGCGGGAAGGAAUUGUGGAAACCGAAUCAAAACUACACUGAUUGGUCUCUUCAACAGACGUUCUACGUCGGCGACUGGCUCCAUUUCGUAUACAACAAGGAGAUGUUCACGGUGUUGGAGGUGAAUGAAACGAGCUACACAAACUGUUCAGAUGAAGGACUCAUCUUCAACGUUACCGGAGGUUUUGGAAGCGACGUGAUUAAGCUCACUCAACCAAAGACAUACUACUCCACUGCAAAUGGAGAUUACUGCUACAAUAAUGACAUGAAAGUGGCUGUUAACGUGGUUGAAAUUGUUUAUGUUUAUCAACCUCCUCCUCCGAUGCUGUAUCUUCUUCCAUUGCAAGUGAUGUGUGUAUUGCUUCUUCUCACAAGAAAUCGUCAAUGA
Molecule: messenger RNA, 495 nt
Organism: Lactuca virosa
Lineage: Eukaryota; Viridiplantae; Streptophyta; Magnoliopsida; Asterales; Asteraceae
Source: the annotation of a GenBank genome assembly